AUUAUAUUCGUUACUUUCGCUCUCUGGUAAUUAUUUCCCGUUAAAAAUUCUUCACCAAAUUUGUUAAACUAAAAAACCUAAUCCUCUUCGGUAGACCCCCGUUACACCCCCAAUCCUCUUCGACGCUGUUUGCUUAAACCCGUUGACAACCGCUUGUGAACACGUCCGCGAUUCCAAUUUACUUUGCGGCGAAUUUCUCUGACUCUCGUUUGUCACGAAUCAACUUGGAUUGGAGUUGCACUCAACUCAACCGCCCGGAAAAAGCCGCCGGAGUUCGUUGUCGGCCGCCUGAAACUGUCAGAUAGCCGUUGCAGGUAACUACAAACGUUGAAGUGUAGAUAUUGGUGGCUUAAACAAUGGGAUCUAAUUCACUGAAGGAUUAUCUAAAAAGAUAUGAAAGUAACCCUGAAGAAGACAAGAAGAAGAAGAAGAAAAAGAAGAAGAAAAGUCUACCACAAGCAACUGGCUUGUUAGUUGUGGACGAAGAUCCAGCCUGGCAGAAACCCAUAGAUAUUGGAGAAAAUGAAGAGAACUCGUCUGAUGGGGAGAAGCCAGUAGUUGAUGAAGACAUUGAAGUAAAGCGGAUGAAAAGGCUUGAGCAGCUGAAGGCCAGGCGUCCUUAUCAUGCUAUAUCUGAGGAUGGAAGUGGUUGGAUUCCACUUUCUUCUAAAUCCGAUAAUCCUAGUGACUCAAAUAAUGAUAUGUCUCCACUCCGUAAAAAGAGGGUUCGAUAUGACAGUCCUUCACCAGAACCUGAAUCAAAUCCUUCAACUUCGAUUAGAAUGGGUGCUGAUUUAUCCCCUUUGCGCCGGCAGUUGAAACGCAAUGACACUCCAUCACCUGAGCACGACUUGCAACCUGCACUUUCCGAGAGACUGGAUUCCGAUUUAUCUCCUGUUCGUAAACACAGACGAGGUCGUCGUGAUUUAUCUCCUGACCUUUCACCGCAGAGGAAAAGCCAGCGGAGUGUUGCAAGAUCUGACUUAUCGGAUAUUUCUCAUCGCCGUUCAACUACUCCAUCGGUAAAAACUGUUUCACAUCCAUCUUUGGAUCGUGACCUGUCUCCACCAAGGAAGAAUCCAAAGGAGUUAUCCAUUCCAGCAUCUGUUAAUGAAAGAAAAACAGGUUUGAUUUCUGGUAAGGAUAUCAAAGAAGAGAUUGAGAGAAAGAAGAAAGAUGAUAUGUUGAGAUUUAAACAGAUGGACCCUGUCAUCAGUGGGCGUGGUGCAGAACCUGUAUUUCGUGAUAACAAAGGAGUACGUAUUACCAAAGAGGAAUACUUAAAGUCAAAACAGAAAGUAGAAGAAAAGCCCAAGGAGAUUGAAAUAGAAUGGGGAAAGGGCUUGGCUCAAAAGCGGGAAGCUGAGGCUAGGCUAAAGGAACUAGAAGUUGAGAAAGACAAGCCUUUUGCGCGAACCAGAGACGAUCCAGAACUUGACAAAUUGUUGAAGGAGAGGGUAAGAUGGGGUGAUCCUAUGGCACAUCUAGUAAAGAAAAAGUAUCCAGAGCCUGUUCUCCCAAACUUGGGGGACAAUGAGAAAAUGAAGGAAUCUGGUUUUGUUGUUCCUCAAGAUAUUCCAGAUCAUAGCUGGUUAAAGAGAGGUUUAGAUGCUGCUCCAAAUCGGUACGGGAUAAGGCCGGGACGACAUUGGGAUGGUGUUGAUCGUAGUAAUGGGUUCGAGAAAGGAAUGUUCAAGAGAUCAAAUGAGAGACAAGCCAAAGACAAAGAGGCUUAUCUUUGGUCUGUGUCUGAUAUGUGAAAACCAACAUUCUAACAAUAUACAAAGGGUGGUUGAUCGUGCAGACCUCUCAAGUAUUCAUGGAGCUACAUUGGGAGGCAUGUUUGUAAUGCUGUGGAUUUGAGGGAUUUAAUGUUGAAUAUGGACAAAGAUUGUGCAGUGUGAAAGGCUCUUGGUUCCAUCACUCUAGCACUAGAUAAUUGAUAAGCCAUAGAUUGUGCAGUCUUUAUUAUUCAAAUCCCGCAGAAAAUGAAGAUAAUUUUGUCAGCCUCCAUUUCAAAUCAGAAAGUGUAAUGGGAUGAGACACUGAUCUGAUCUGAGACGAUGGCCAAUUUUUCCGAGUAAAUUAAAGUUUUGACUAAUUCAAUUGUUUUUGCUGUUUGAA
Messenger RNA from Cicer arietinum (chickpea), 2124 nucleotides. RefSeq lists its product as uncharacterized. Gene Ontology annotation, biological process: mRNA splicing, via spliceosome. The record is from RefSeq and is a predicted model, not a curated record. Lineage: Eukaryota; Viridiplantae; Streptophyta; Magnoliopsida; Fabales; Fabaceae. Gene Ontology annotation, molecular function: RNA binding. Gene Ontology annotation, cellular component: RES complex; U2-type spliceosomal complex.